UAAUACCAACAAAUCCAGGGGUAGUUUCGACAUUUAAUUACUGUAUCAGCUGAACACUCCGUCUUGCCAUUGAUUCCUUCCAGCAAAGAAUGAGAUGCAGUCAGAGAGAGCGUUAAGAAAAUAAAAUUACAAUGCAGAGAGAUGGAGCGAUAAGAAGAAACAGAAAAUGAAAGAUAGAGACAAUCCAUCGGUUGUUGCGGCUCCUUCAAGAGAGAGACGGUGACUUGCGCGCGGAUGCGGGUGCGGAUGGGAUCUACCACUGCUUCUACUUGUUGCUGCUGUUGCUGCCACUACUUCUACUUCGCCAACUGUUUUUGAUUCAAAUCCACAUUCCGUUUCCUUUUCAUUUUUCAGGACUUUGUGAAUCAUUUCACCAAAUUGUCAGUUCAUUUUGUGGUUUCUUUUGGAUUUCUUUAAGAAGCUUGAUGGGUUCCAGAUACCCAUCUCAUAAACUCAGUAAUGGCCUCUAUGUGUCGGGCCGGCCAGAGCAGCCAAAAGAAAAAACUCCAACAAUGAGUUCAACAGCUAUGCCAUACACUGGUGGUGACAUUAAGAAAUCAGGAGAACUAGGAAAAAUGUUUGAUAUCCCUAUGGAUGGUUCUAAGUCUAGGAAAUCUGGACCAAUGUCUGGUGCUCCAUCAAGAACUGGAUCUUUUCCUGGGGCUCCUCAACACUCAGGUCAAAUGGCACCUAAUGUUGCUCCCCGUGCUGGCUAUACUGUGUCAGGUCCUUUAUCCUCCGGAGGCAUGCCUGGUUCAGGUCCAUUAAAGAAGUCUAGUUCUGGACCACUGAAUAAACAUGGGGAACCAGUAAAGAAGUCCUCUGGCCCUCAAUCUGGUGGAGCAACACGACAAAAUUCUGGGCCUAUCCCUCCAGUUCUCCCUGCAACUGGUCUUAUAACAUCAGGGCCCUUAAAUUCUUCCGGAGCUCCUCGGAAAGUAUCAGGUCCUCUGGAAUCUAUGGGCCCAGGGAAAAUUAACAGCUUCUCCAUUGCUCACAAUCCAGCAGUGACCACUCUCAGUCAAGAUGAUGAUUAUUCUUUCAUGAGGAACUUCCCAAGGACAGUAUUAUGGUUAGUGAUUCUGAUAUUUGUAAUGGGCUUCCUUGCCGGUGGUUUUAUUCUCGCAGCAGUUCACAAUGCCAUUCUUCUCGUUGUUGUUGUGGUUCUUUUUGGAGCAAUUUCUGCAUUAUUUGUUUGGAAUAUAUGUUGGGGAAGAAGAGCUACCAUAGAAUUCAUCACUCAUUAUCCUGAUGCUGAUCUUAGAACUGCAAAUAAUGGCAAAUAUGUGAAAGUCUCUGGGGUGGUUACCUGUGGUAAUGUGCCUUUGGAUUCAUCGUUCCAAAGGGUUCCCAGAUGUGUCUAUACAUCAACCAGAUUAUCUGAGUAUCGAGGAUGGGGUUCGAGACCAGCCAACCCUAACCAUCGCCAUUUUACAUGGGGUGUAAGAUCAUCAGAGAGGCAUGUGGUUGACUUCUACAUCUCUGAUUUCCAAUCAGGGCUCAGGGCAUUGGUUAAGACUGGCAAUGGCUCAAGGGUAACUCCAUUUGUUGAUGAUUCUUUUAAUAUUGAUAUUGAUCCAAAGAAGAAAGACUUGUCUCCAGAGUUUGCCAGGUGGUUGGGACAGAAAAAUCUUUCAGGUGAUGAUCGUAAAAUGCAAUUGAAAGAAGGGUUCAUCAAAGAAGGUAGCACUGUUAGUGUGAUGGGAAUUGUUCAAAGAAAUGAAAAUGUACUUAUGAUUGUUCCGCCACCCGAGCCAUUGGCGACUGGAUGGCAGUGGCCUAAAUGCAUCUUUCCAGUUAGCCUUGACGGUAUUGUUUUGAGAUGUGAAGACACAUCAAAUGUUGAUGUCAUUCCCGUGUAGCUAUCGGUGGAUGAAAACUUCCUUGCUUAUCGGACAUGAAAUAUAUCCUAUUUCCUCGACCAUUAUUGAGAGGUUGCAGCGGCGGAUGUUGUAGUGAUAAGAAGUGAUGGUCCAAACUCAAAAGGUGAUUUAAUAUCCUACAAUUUUUUCUCCUUCAACUUGGUGUAUAGGUUUGUGAGGUUUCUUUUCCAUUUUUUUUUUUUUUUCUUGUUUUUCGAGUGACAACUUCCACAAUGAGGGUGGCUUCUUAAAGUGGGGAAUUUUGUGUGUUGAGCAGCAACCAGCAGGCAGUUUGUGAAGAUGGAAAAUUGUUGUUGUUGAGUAGCUUUAAUUUUGAGUCCCCCCUAAUUGUCGAAUAUGACAUUUAUCUUUCUUAAUUGUGUAUUUCAUUGAUUGAUUCCUUGAUGUUGCUCCCA
Messenger RNA from Jatropha curcas, 2278 nucleotides. RefSeq names its product protein SHOU4. Lineage: Eukaryota; Viridiplantae; Streptophyta; Magnoliopsida; Malpighiales; Euphorbiaceae. The record is from RefSeq and is a predicted model, not a curated record.